Messenger RNA from Chelmon rostratus (copperband butterflyfish), 1505 nucleotides. RefSeq names its product NDUFA4 mitochondrial complex associated like 2a (gene ndufa4l2a). NCBI's taxonomy places the organism in Eukaryota, Metazoa, Chordata, Actinopteri, Chaetodontiformes, Chaetodontidae. Bases 269 to 517 code for a protein of 82 amino acids. The transcript is spliced from 4 exons. The record is from RefSeq and is a predicted model, not a curated record.
CCUCAUCGUUUGAAUAUAAACCGUUGCACAAUGUCCAGCAUAGCCUAAUCAGCCCAACAAGGGAGCUGAAGUAGCUGUAAUCAGAUGUAAAUGACCUCUUUCUCCUCCUCCUCCUCCCCCCCUCCUCCCUCCUCAUUCAGAGAGCAACAGGUCUAAAUCCUGUCUGUGCACGGUGGUGCAAAGCUUGUGUUUGCUGCAACAAGGGCCUGAAGGAUUGAUAAAUAUUUUUCUUUCAGUCAUUGUUCCCAAAUUUCUAUAAACUGGAGCAAUGCUAUUCCGGACAGCAGUGGAGCAUGCUAAGAAGCACCCCGGCCUCAUCCCCCAGUUCUUCUUCAUCUGUCUGGGAAUGGGCGGGGCAUUUCUGUAUCUGAUCCGGUUGGCCAAAGGACCCCAUGUCACCUGGAACAAGACCAAUAACCCUGAGCCAUGGAAUAAACUUGACCCCACAUAUCAGUACAAGUUUGUGGCCAUCACCACAGACUACAAAAACCUGAAGAAGGAGGGACCCGACUUCUGAAUCUCUACAGGCCUCCUCUUACAAACCAGAGUGGAAAAAUAACAGAAAAUCCUGAUCUAGGAUCAGAUUCACUCCCCCUCCUCCUUCUGAUGUUCUCACUUUGGGUGGAAGGUGAAAUGGAUCCUAGAUCAGGAUCUGUAAACCUUUUAGUGUCUCCGUGCCUGUGUUUGCAAAGCAGCUGGUAAUCUGGUAAAUGUGACCAGGACUGUCGGUGAAUGGAUCCUGAUGGCACAUAUGAAUAUUGGAAGAAUAAAAUAUGUGGUUUUUCUCCAUACUCACACAUAUGCAGGAGAGGUAUGACUCACACGUGCACAUGCUUCCUUUAUGUUUAAACUUUCCUGGUCUGUUUCAUUUGUACAUGGGCUGAGGAGUAAGCCACAAGAUUUGGUGAUGUUUUAUUUGCUAUCUUAAAGCAUCAGACCAGUGAUGUUGUAUUUUUUGACAGUUACAAAUGCAAAUACAAACAAGGGAUACUAUACAUCAUAUGCAGCCGUUUUGUUAAGCAUACUGCUGUGUUUUAGUCAUUUUCAGUGUAUUGUUUUUUAAUGUUUCAGAUAUCUAUUGAUUUCUAUUCACUUCUGUAAGACAUGAAAGUCAUUUAUCAGACUUGUUGUUUGUGUAAAUAAGCUUCAGGAGUCCACUAAAUGAGUUGUAUAUGUUGCAGAAAUAAAUGGGAAGGAAAAGCUGCCUGAGACAGAGAGAAAAAUACAUCAGAAAAUCUAAAAAUGGAUAGCACACAUGCAAAAAUGGUCGGCAUGAAUACAAAGAAAUGUACACAACUUUUAAUGCAGUGUGCUUCUUUUCAAUGUCUGAAAGUUGAAGCCAACAAAAUGCAGCGCAAAUAAAUGUGGCUUGUCUGCAUGGGUGUUUCCUCAUAACUGGCACGUGAUUGUAGAUUUGGCAGCCACUAAAUCGAGCAGUCACUGUGUAAGUUGUGAAAAGAUGCACAAACUGGGCUGGAUUCUUUCAAUAAAUAAACUGUCUGAUU